Molecule: messenger RNA, 1340 nt
Organism: Puma concolor (puma)
Lineage: Eukaryota; Metazoa; Chordata; Mammalia; Carnivora; Felidae
Gene: MED20
Product: mediator complex subunit 20
Biological process (GO): regulation of transcription by RNA polymerase II
Cellular component (GO): mediator complex
Molecular function (GO): transcription coactivator activity
Source: RefSeq, a predicted model, not a curated record
GUGUGGGUGGCUGGGGAACGCUGCGAAUCAACUGUUUGUUCCUGCCAACCUUGCUGGUCCGAUACCAUGGGAGUGACUUGUGUGUCCCAGAUGCCUGUGGCUGAGGGCAAGAGUGUCCAGCAGACCGUGGAGCUCCUCACCCGGAAACUGGAGAUGCUUGGGGCAGAGAAACAAGGAACAUUUUGUGUGGAUUGUGAGACCUACCACACCGCCGCCUCCACUCUUGGCAGCCAAGGUCAGGCUGGGAAGCUGAUGUACGUGAUGCACAACUCAGAGUACCCUUUGAGCUGCUUCGCCCUCUUUGAGAAUGGCCCUUGCCUCAUUGCUGACACCAACUUCGAUGUGCUCAUGGUGAAGCUCAAGGGCUUUUUCCAGAGUGCCAAGGCUAGCAAGAUUGAGACCCGGGGUACCCGUUACCAGUACUGUGACUUCCUAGUGAAGGUGGGCACAGUUACCAUGGGGCCCAGUGCCCGAGGCAUCUCCGUAGAGGUAGAGUAUGGCCCCUGUGUGGUAGCUAGUGACUGCUGGAACCUGCUGCUCGAGUUUCUACAGAGUUUUCUAGGCAGCCACACACCAGGGGCUCCUGCAGUGUUUGGGAACAGACACGAUGCUGUCUACGGCCCGGCAGACACCAUGGCCCAGUACAUGGAACUCUUCAACAAGAUCCGCAAGCAGCAGCAGGUGCCCGUGGCUGGCAUUCGCUAGUGGCUGGCAGCUGCCCAGCUGAGCUCUGCCACCAGGGGGACUACACAGGAGGAGCAGGUGCCGCCCCCCAGAAACCCAGGGCAGACAUGGAAGCUUCCCUCCCUCUUCCCAGCUGUGACUUUUGUUCUGGGGAUUUGGACUCCCCUCCCCUGACCCCUCACACACAGCCCCCCAGCAGCUGCUUCACCCCACGCCUUACUGGACUUGGCCUGUUCUCAAGAAUGGUAAUUAUGAAGAGUGGAGAAGUGUGGAGCUUUCCUGCUUUAGGGGAAAAGGUAGGACAGGGCUGUCCCUGCCUAGUGUUGGUGGGGAAAGCAGUCUGUAUCUCCAGCUGUUGAGGAUUUGGCCAGGGCCCGCAGUGGACAGGCUGGGCCGAGCUGUAAUAAAGGCCUCUUCCUCUACUCCAGGGAUGCGGUUGGGCCUCUCUUGGAGAAGGAGUAGAAGGCAUAACUUAGUGUGAUGGCUAUCAUUUUCUGACCUGUUUGCUGAAGUGAAUUGUGAGUUGACUUUUCUAGGGUGUUGCCUGAGUCCUUGGGAAUCUCCCUCUGACAUCUUUCCAUUCUGUUGUGAAUUAGAUUAAGCCACAGGCUAAGCUGCUAUAACAAAGAGAACCAAAAGUACAGUGGCUUUUAGCA